AUCGUGUCCUAUUUUAGGGUUAGAAGGAAUUCUUAUAGUGAUAUUACCUUCUAACCGAACCCGCAUUAUACUUAGCCUUGUCAAAUUAAGUGGGGGUGCGGAGUUCGAGCUGUGAUGGGAAUCCAUGGGAAGGCCAGAUCGGCUACAUUAUUGAUAUAUUGAUAACGGCUUGGUCCAUCGAUCAAAAGGUGGGGCAACAAGAACGAUAGGUUAUCUCCGAUGUCCAAAUCGUCAGUGAUCUGGUCUUCUAUAGGUACGAGAUGCAGGUCAGUUCGAUGGUCCAGAAGCUAAAAUGAAACGUAUGUCGACGGCAACUCAAGAUAUUUAGGGGGGGACGAAGAUCAAGCUCCUUCGCUGGCAUUAUUCGAGUCUGGAAAGCACAUCAGAAGAAAGAGGAAACCAACGUCCUGUCUCCCUGAUAGUAAGUCUCUCGCCAUGACGACCACCGCCGCCCAGAUCGAGAUUGGCUCCAUCAUGGAGGCCCGUAAGGUGCGAGAGCCGGACACGACGACGACCUUCCAAGAACUUCCCAUUAUCGACAUAACGGACAUUGAUAACCCAGACUUGAGCAAGCGGGAGGCACUGGCAAGUAAGAUUUACGACGCCUGUACGCGGGUGGGCUUCUUCUAUAUCAAGAAUCAUGGCAUCGCGUCGUCAUCCCUGGAGAAGAUUACUGGUGAAGCUGGUCGAUUCUUCAAGGACCUCUCGCUGGAACAGAAGACGCGCUUAUCCCGCAGCCGGAACGAGCAGCAUCUGGGCUACUCACCUUUUGAAAAGGAAAAGCAACCUGGCGCCAACCGGAUCCAUCUGUUCGAGUCCAUCUUGUUUGGUCGAGAAGCAGCCUUUGACCGCGAGUUUGGUGCCAAGGUCGAUCCUCAGCAGGACGCAGCUAACCAGUGGCCGAAGGAGGACGAGCUUCCAGGUUUUAAGGCAGCUGUGGGCCAGUAUUUUGGUGAAUUGUUAGCCUUGAGCAGGAAGCUCACCCGAAUCUUUGCCUUGUCGCUCAAGCUCGACGAACGUUUCUUCGAAAACAUGAUUGACCGACCGUGGUCUAUGCUGUCGAUGAAUUACUACGCGGACAGGGUUGCAGAAAAGCCUGACGUCCAUUCUGCGAUUCAGGCACACACCGACCACGAACUGUUUACUAUCCUUUACCAGACUGGAGGUGCGAUUGCCCUCGAGGUUGUGAACGCAGAUGGCGUGUGGGUGCCAGCUCCACCCAUCGAGGGCACCUUCGUGGUCAACAUCGGCGAUGCUCUCUCUAUCUGGACUAACAACAUCUUUGUGUCUACCUUGCAUCGUGCCGUGAACCGCUCUGGUACUGAGCGGUUCUCCAUCCCGUUCUUUUUCGGGGCGAACUUCGACAUCGUGAUGGAAACGCUGCCGUCGUGUAUCACGGAGACGCGGCCGCAGAAGUAUAAGGGCAUCACGGCUGGUGAGCACUAUCUGCAGAAGAUGAAUCACUCAUAUGGCACUGUUACUGUCUGAGCUUGUAUCAAAAUGGCUCGGUCUUGGACUUUUCUUCCCAGAAAUAGGAACCUGGCAGAUACCUAGGUAGUUAGUUGGCCUUUGUCGCCUUAGUAAAUACAGCUGAAUUGAGUAACUAACUAGCCUGUCACUUUAUAAAUCAAAACA
Molecule: messenger RNA, 1635 nt
Organism: Paecilomyces variotii
Lineage: Eukaryota; Fungi; Ascomycota; Eurotiomycetes; Eurotiales; Thermoascaceae
Exons: 1
Coding region: 436-1488 (350 amino acids)
Molecular function (GO): dioxygenase activity
Source: RefSeq, a predicted model, not a curated record